Apis dorsata (giant honeybee) is the source of this 4258-nucleotide messenger RNA. RefSeq names its product disintegrin and metalloproteinase domain-containing protein 12 (gene mmd). Lineage: Eukaryota; Metazoa; Arthropoda; Insecta; Hymenoptera; Apidae. The transcript has 26 exons. Gene Ontology annotation, biological process: membrane protein ectodomain proteolysis. Bases 1 to 4038 code for a protein of 1345 amino acids. The record is from RefSeq and is a predicted model, not a curated record. Gene Ontology annotation, molecular function: metalloendopeptidase activity.
AUGUUGACUCUUAGUUCCUUUGUUUGUAGCGAUGCACAAAGAAUUUCAUUCGAGGUAAUUAAAACAGAAGACACGAAUUCGUUGAUCGACCGAUACGAAAAAAAGCCGUUGGAAGCAGACUACACUUUAGAUGAUUCCUUCUGGAACGAAGAAACUUCCGUUGGUGAGGCCGAACGAUUACUACAAGAGUAUCGACAAAACCAAGAGCUAGUACAAAAUAUCGGGGCCCAUUACUAUCAGAUCAUCUAUCCAGUACAGUUACGGCAUCACGAGAAAAUGGGGAUAUCCACAAGAGAAGUGAGCGUAUCCAAGUUUCCUCAAAGAGGAUACGGAGAGGGUGGAUAUCAGAAUGUUAAAGGCAGAAUGAGAACGGGGAGACAUUUUCAUCGGACGUCCCUCUUGAUCAAGGCCUUUAAUCAUAAAUUUCGCCUAGAUUUAGAAUUAAAUACGCAACUUUUAGCUCCGAAUCUUGUGCAAAAAGACUUUUUAACCGUCGGUGCGGAACAAACUUCUAAACAGGAGAUAGAGCACUGUUACUAUCACGGUACCGUGAGGGAUUAUCCAGGAGCUAGCGCUGCUUUUCACACGUGUAACGGUGUCAGCGGUGUCAUUCAUUUAGGCAACGAGACAUUUGUCAUUCAUCCAUUUUACGGCGGCGAUUUGUCGCAGAAACAUCCUCACGUUAUAUUUGAAGCUCGAACAAAGGCUAACAAAGGCUGCGCUAACUCGGGAAAUCUUGAGUGGCGUGUAAAGAACCGCCGGCAGAAACAUGUUCUGGGGCUAUCGGAGACCACUUCCGAUCGAUACAAGAGAGACGUCCGUGAAACAACCAAAUACAUCGAAACUGCCAUCAUUAUCGAUAAGGCUAUGUUCGAGAAGAGGAACGGUAGCACCAGAGCGGAGGUUGUUCACGAUGCCAUCCAAGUCGCUAAUAUCGCGGAUAUGUAUUUCCGCACGUUAAAUACUAGAGUCUCCGUCAUAUACAUCGAAACCUGGCAGGGCAUAAACCAGGCGGAAAUCGCGACGGGCAUGGAUAUCGAUCUCGCUUUGCUCAAUUUAAACGAUUACAUGAUGCGAACGAUGUUCCGUGUUCCUCGUGAUACCACUCAAUUACUCACGGGUGAAACGUUCGCCGGUGGAGAAUCAGGGGUUGCCAUACCUUCGACUAUCUGCAAACAAAAAUCCGUAGGAAUUAGCGUCGAUUUGAAUACAUACGAGCCUCAUCUUUUAGCCGGUACUAUGGCUCACAUGAUCGGCCACAAUAUAGGAAUGAGCCAUGACGAUGGAAGGAGCGAAUGUAUCUGCCGCGAAUGGCACGGAUGCAUCAUGGCUCAAUCGAUCGUUGGAUUGGAGAACGUACAGCCGUACACGUUUUCCGAAUGUAGUAAAACAGAUUACAUAGAGGUGUUAAGAAGCGGAAACGGCUUUUGUCUUUUAAAUAAACCAAACGAGGUCGAAGUGAGGAGAUCUUGCGGAAACAGGGUAAUCGACGAGGGAGAGCAAUGUGAUUGCGGAUCGAUCGAGGAGUGUCACGAGUACGACCCCUGCUGCGAUCCGAUCACCUGCAGACUCACCUCCGAAGCGCAAUGCGCGACCGGCCCUUGCUGCAGCGAUUGUAAGCUGCUCGCGCGUGGCGUCGUGUGCCGGGAAUCGACCAACGAAUGCGAUCUUCCGGAAGUGUGCACAGGCGAGACCGGCCAAUGCCCGACGGACGUCUACAAGAAGAACGGAAAUCCUUGCUCCAACAACGAUGGAUAUUGUUAUAACGGUGUCUGCCCGGCGUUGAAUCUUCAAUGCGAGCAGAUAUGGGGAUACGGUGGCGUUGCCGCGGACCAACAGUGCUUCGAGCAAUUCAAUUCCAAGGGAUCGCUGAGCGGACACUGUGGCACUGACUCCUCCGGUCAUUACAUCAAAUGCGAGCUAGAGAACGUUCGUUGCGGAUCGUUACAGUGUCAACAAGGUAGAAAACUGCCAACGAUAAUAGGAAUAGAUCAUUCUAGAACUAUAAUCUCGAUAAAAGGCGAGGAAUACGAAUGCAAAUCCACGACUGGAAAGGUGGAAGGAUCCGAAAUGCCAGGCAUGGGAUUGGUUCGCGAUGGAACAUCCUGCGGGGACAACUUGAUUUGCGUGAACCAAACGUGCAUGAGCCUUUAUCCGCUCAUAGGCAACGAACGGUGUCCUAGCAAUCACAACAAUCACGAGUGCUCGGGAAAUGGAGUGUGCACGAAUUUGAACAACUGCUAUUGCAACGUUGGAUGGAGUGGACCAGAUUGCUCCAUAGAGCAGGAUAUCCCGACUCAUCCGCCGAUAACGUCUAGCACCGAAGCGGCCGGUAAAAAUGGUACAGAUACUAAAUUAGUGAAAAAAGAGACCCCCUACGAGAACUACCACGGCUCUAACACUGUAUUUUUAGUUGGUGUGCUCAUGUCGGUGGUAGGGGGUGUUUUCAUAGUAUUUGCUCUGAUGGCUCUCUGCUACAGGUCAGUCGUAGUACAUAAAAACUACUCCCUCUGUCUCAGAAGGAAGAGCACCGUCCAGAAGUACGACCAGCCGUACGUGAAGAAACCACCGCAGAGGGGUUACAGCGGCGUAUCCGGGAACCAUCACCCGGGACACGCCGUACUGGACAACGUGAACAACAAGAUCCUCACCUUCAGCAGUAUGCCUAAUUGCAGCCGCGGCGAGACCCAGCGCGUGGUGUUUCGACCCCCGAAUAACGUCGCCACCGCAGACGGGCCAAGAGUCAAGGAGCAUAAGUCGCAGGUGAAGAGGCCAGGUAUGAGCGAGGAAGAUGGAGAUACAGGAGCGGACGAGGUUGUCUCUUUCAUCGAUUUGCCGAACAACCUCACAAAGUUGCCCGAGAAAGGAAUUUUAAAGAAACACGGUGGUUAUGGUAUGGGAGGAGGGGCGGUAGCCAGCGUGGAACGCACUUUGGAUCAACUGAACGGUUACCACGAGCAUAUUAUCGAGGCGUUGAGGAUGGCCGCGAAUCAACGCGAGACAUCUGGAACAACAUCCGCUCCAAUGGACGACGAGGCCUUGACGGAACCUCUGACCGAAUUAUUAACGGAACCUCUGCCAGAAUGUUAUCCCACGGAUUCGUAUCGCAAAGACAUCAUAAAGCAUAUCGACAGCCAAGCGGAGGAGGAGUACGAGGAAUACGUGCCGUCUUGCGGUGUGAUUCGUAUACGAAAUUUGGAGGAUUUGAUCAAACAGCUGGAACGGCACUCGGCGCGUAACAGAAGUCCAAGCGGAUCCGAGGACAUGAGGAUGUCCGAGAGCGAGGCAGAUCGUCCCUACAGAAAAGAUUCGUCCGUUUGUAGCGAGUCUUCCCAAGGAAGCAGAAGAUGUAGCCGCGGCCGUGACGAUACCUACGGUAGAUAUUGUCAACCAUCGUCUCGAAGUCCUUACGGGACCCAUCAGCACACUCAACACUCCCAUCAAAUGUACAAGGAGGAGGGUAUCUAUGCAACUGCCGACCCUGACAGAGGCUCAAAUACUAGGGGUGAAACGCCCGAUAGUGAAAGUGAUGCAUUUAUUCAAGCUCAACAACUAGCCCGACGGACUAGUGAGGACGGAGUGCAACACCGGCCACCACAGCAGCCGCCGCCGCCGCCGCCACCGCCGCAGCCGUCGUCACAACAACAACAUCAACGUCAACAACAACAACAACAACAGCAGCAGCAGCAACAACAGCAGCAACAACAACAACAACAACAACAACAACACCAACUGCCGGUGGAACAACUGCCAAUACAGCAGCGCGGCUACUAUCCAUCCCCACCCUACACUGAUAACGGUCUCGAAAACGACGAGACUGAAAAUGCUCAAUCCCACCAACAACAAAAGCUCCCCGACGUUCGUGGAAUCGAUGUUAAUCACUUGCCUAAUAUUAACAAAUGCCCACUAGACGAUAAUUUUAGUCUAGAUUGUAACAUAAAUAAUGGUUCCCCUAAAGAAUUAAAUACCAACAACACUAGUGAUAACGAAAAUACUGCCCUACUGCCCCCUUCGCAUUUUCCUGAGUACAAGCAUUGAUAAUUAUUAAUCGAUGACAGAUAGUGUCCAUAAAACAUAGUGGUGUGAUUUAAUCUUGAACUCGCAUUUUAUACUGAAUAGUGUAAAUAACGAUAAACUAUUGAUCGCAACAUCAACAACAACAAAAACAACGUCAAACAGGUAUUAAAUUAUAUGAAUUAAAAUAAUCUAUAUGAAAUGUUUAUUAAUAAACAUUAGUAAAGCGAUUUACUCGAAGAAA